Messenger RNA from Tyto alba (common barn owl), 14276 nucleotides. It is a transcript of the gene FBXL4, whose product is annotated as F-box and leucine rich repeat protein 4. Bases 3233 to 5128 code for a protein of 631 amino acids. The record is from RefSeq and is a predicted model, not a curated record. Gene Ontology annotation, molecular function: protein binding. Gene Ontology annotation, biological process: SCF-dependent proteasomal ubiquitin-dependent protein catabolic process. Lineage: Eukaryota; Metazoa; Chordata; Aves; Strigiformes; Tytonidae. The transcript has 10 exons. Gene Ontology annotation, cellular component: SCF ubiquitin ligase complex.
GCCCGGCCUGGCAGCGCCGCCGCGGCCCGGUGCGUUGAGCCGGUGCUGCGCGGCCGGGCCGCGGGCGUCCCGCGCCUCAGGGAGAGGACCCGGAGGGUCCGUGGGCCUCGGCGAGACCCGCCCCCGGGGGAAGGCCCCGUGUCGGGGGUGCCCGAGGCGGUGGGGCAGGGUUGGGAGGAACCGGCACGGGAGCGGACAAAGGUGGCGGAGCUGGGGGGGGGUGCGGGUGGGGCGGCGCGUCCCGCCCGGCUCCCCCACGCGUGGUGGUGACCGCUGCGGGGUCCCUGCGGGGACGCGCGAGUUUGCACCCAGUCACCCCAGUUGCCCGGGCGCAGCACAACAGAGGCGGGGGGGGAGCUUAACCAGCCGCCUCCGCUGAUGUGGGUGGGCGCUUGGGGCUGCCUCCCUCCACGCCAGUUGUUAUUUGUCACGGGUGCAGGCGGCUGGAGGCGCAGGGAGGAGGCCAGUGACCGGCGUGUCAAUGCUCCACAGAGUGUGACUGCGUGGAGGGGUGGUGCAACACUCUGAAGAGAAAAACGAGGAGACAAAUGCACUCGAAUUGCCUAUCGAGAGUAGUAUUGAAUGGGGAUAGUUUUAUUUUUUCUUUUUUUGGCGUGAGGAGGAGAGUUUCGCCAUAGCUGGAAGGGCAGCUGUUCAAAAUGAAGCGGUAUAGUGCUGGUGACUUCAGGCUUUGUGUAGAAGGAGUCAUGUUUAAAAGAUUAAAAACCUGUUGGUUUACCCAUAUUGAGAAACAGUUUCUGUUACGCGGUCAGGCAGCCCCCAGAAGGCAGGGUGGUCACCUGGAGCGUGUAAUAGAUGCCUGAGGAACUUUUCUCUCUGUUACACUGCGAUGCUAAACCACGCCGACGAGUUCUGGUCCUAGCAGGAAGGAACAGGCAUUCAGUGAAGUAAUCUGAAAUCCUGGGAUUUCGCAGGUUCUGAUGCUCAUGACAGCAGCACAAGCAAGAUUUUAAAUAGACAGAAUUGUCAUAAUGUUCCAGUUCUUUUCAAGCGGUAAAUUCGUAAGUUGCAAAUGUGUAAAAUGGCUAUGUUUUUAGUGUCAGAACACAUUACAGGAAGAAACGGAGCAAAAGGGGCCUGAGUUUAUGAUGUAAGAGAUUAUUCAUUUUUAAUUAAUAUUAGCUUCUAGUUUCAACAAGUUGAGUGUAGAAGUUGGUAUAAUCUAGGUAAUUAACAGUGAGAGAUGCUAACCUGUGGUAAAAAUACUCAGUUUUAGCUUGUAAUGUAAGGAUCCAGUAUUCCCUCUGUGCAUUAAUGUAGAAAGAUAAUUAAGAGAUUUCCCAUUUUCCAUCCUUUAUCUAAGAUGCAUAUAUUAAAUUGCAUUAAUCUUUCUUCAGAGAUAAUACAAUCUAUUGUUUUUGUCAUUUAUAUGUUCUUUGUCAAUGUUGCUGUUUCUUUUAUAGUCAAAUGAAAGGAAACUCCACACAGUACUCCCAAGUGUGAGAUUAGCAAAGGUGGUGUAAAGGGGAAUUAUUACCUCUCUGGCUUUAAAAAUCAAACCUGGUGUAUACAUGACUUGUAUAUACAACAUUUGCUUCUCCUGAAAUAGUAUGAGCUCUUGUCUAACACAUGCGUUACCAGGGAUGGCUCAGGGACAAAAUGUGGCAUCAUUAUUUUUUUUCGCAGUCUAAUAGCUGUUAUUUGUUUUUACACACACCCUUCACAUUGGAGCCCUUCCAAAUCCCCAGUAUUUUUCUGUAUAUUUCCCACCUUUUCUCAGCGGUCUGGUUGGUGAAUAACUGCGCAACUACAUCCUGUUUCUGCUCUCAUAGGAUGAAAUUGUGAAUACUGGGGAGCAGCGUUUGUGAAAACAACAAAAAGUAAUAGGUAUAGUAAUUGUUAACAGGAUGGGUUGGUUGGAAGCUGGAAAGUAGAUUUGUGUAUAUAAAUUCUCUGUAAAAGAGGUAAAAUAGACUGAAGAGAUCUAGUGCUUUUGAAUGCUUUAGUUUAAUUAGAGCCCGUUCCCAUGAAAUUUAUACAGAAACCGUAAGACAUUUUCCUUUAUCAAGGUUUGUUGUGUUUGAAAGAAGGAAGUAGUGAAUUACAGUCUUAGAAGGCUUUCUGUGUGUAUAGCACGAAGGGAAGAAGGGUUAGUCGUAACAGAAAAAGAGGAUUUGCACGUAUAAUAGGAAUAGUUGUCAUUUAAAUAAUGAUAUGAAUAGGAGAGAUUGUAAAUAAUAACAUGGGCUCUAAUGUAUUUUGGAAGAAGGUAGCAGCUUUCUUCCUUUGGAAAGUUUUAUUCCAGGUGUAGUUCAGUCUGGUUCUCUGGAGUCCUGUCUGUCGUGUGAAACUAGAGGUAACUCUUCCACGGUCCUUUCAGCUGGUCGGGCUCGGGGCUCUUGCAGUCUUACUGCCCUCCUGAGCCAGCACUGGCUUCGUGUUAACUGGCAACGAGUUGGGUCGGGGAGAUGAACGGUGUGAAAAUUGCUUGUGGGAGUGGUGGGUGUCUGGCCCGGCCGAGCCCCGGGACUCCUCCGGCUCCCCAGCAGUGCUGGCUGGAGAGGUAGCUGCAGAGCAGAGAGGGACGGGUCUGUGCGGGGCCGAGCUCAGGCCCCUGCCCAGAGGCUGGGCACUGGAUCCGGUUUGGAAGUGCCAAAUGGGCACGUAGGGCAUAGGACAGCACUUCACAGGGUCGCCGUACGGUCAUAGCGCGUUGCUUUCUGUUUCUAACCAAACCCUUAAUGCCCUCUGUGCUGCUCUGUGGUGGCUGCUGAAGGACCUGGUAUUUAAUAGCUCUGCUUCAGUCCAUUUAACAACACCUGGACAGAAAAACAAACAAACAAACAAACAAAAAAAACCCAAAACCCAAACAAGUAGAAGAUGACUGCUGCUUGGGAGGAGGAUAAGAAGAUACAUUUAAAAGUAACCUUUAUUAAGCUUUGAUUGGGCAUAAUUAUGCCUGUACAAAAGGAAAUAUAUAAUACACAACAGACCAAAGAUGCUGCUGGAGAUUGGAAGAAGUAAAAUGCUUUCUACGGGGACUUCUGCUUCUGAUGCCAGGACUCUUUUGAAGACUUACUUUGUUGCUCGGCUUAAAGGAAGAUGAGGUUGUUAAUGAAUUCUAAGCAUCCUUCAGGAGGCUGGAGACCCUUCUAUCAUUGGUGAAUACUGUCAUGGGCAACUUCAAAGGCUCUUUUCCAAAACACCACAAGCAGUUAAUGCACCUUAUCAGGGACUCCUGACCUUUUGCAUCUUCCGAAGUUGUACCUAGAUGUCACCAGUGUUUCCCAUGUUAACAGUUCUGAGCAUGUUUUACUAUAUGUGCCUUCGGCGCCGAGCUAGGACAGCGACGAGAGGAGAAAUGAACAGCCGGAGGGCUAUUGAAUCAAACACCCGAGCCUUACCUAUCAAUGUUGAAAUAGUUCAGUAUGCCAAAGAAGUGUUGGAUUUCAGCUCUCACUAUGGUAGUGAAAACAGCAUGUCAUAUACCAUGUGGAAUUUAGCAGGUAUUCCAAACGUGUACCCUAGCUCUGGUGACUUCACUCAGACUGCCGUCUUUCGAACUUACGGGACCUGGUGGGAUCGUUGCCCGAGCGCUCGGCUGCCGUUCACGAGGACGCCACCCACCUUCUGCAGCCAAGACUACGUGGAACUUGCUUUUGAGGAACCAGUUUAUCCCACAGCAGUGCACAUUCUGGAAACAUAUCAUCCUGGAGCUGUAGUCAGGAUUUUGGCAUGCUCUGCAAAUCCUUACUCACAAAAUCCACCAGCUGAAGUAAGAAGACUUCUGCAGGCCUCCCAUUCUACUGUAAGAUGGGAAAUCCUUUGGUCCGAGGCACCUACAAAGGUGAAUGGUCCUCAGGCUCGGCAAUUCACACCCUGUAUCAAACAGAUAAACUUUCCCACAAACUUAAUCCGACUGGAAGUGAACAGCUCUCUUCUGGACUAUUACACUGAACUGGAUGCAGUAGUACUACAUGGUGUGAAAGAGAGACCUGUGCUUUCACUUAAGACUUCGAUGAUUGAUAUGAAUGAUAUUUAUGAAGAUGAGGAUGAAGAAAAGUAUGACUGUGGAAUGGACACCCUUAAUAAACAGUUCAGCAUUGUUACCCUCAGGGAAUGGCCAACUAAUGGAUAUUUUGAUAAACUGCCUUAUGAGCUCAUCCAGUUGAUUUUGAGUCACCUUACAGUACCAGACCUGUGUAGACUAGCGCAAACUUGUAAGCUUCUGUAUCAACAUUGCUGUGAUCCUCUACAGUACAUUCAUCUCAGUUUGCAACCUUACUGGGCAAGGAUUAAUGACACAUCUCUGGAAUACCUACAGUCUCGCUGCACUCUCAUCCAGUGGCUGAAUUUAUCUUGGACUGGAAACAGGGGAGCCAUCUCUGUUUCUGGAUUUAGCAGGUUCUUGAAAGUUUGUGGCUCUGAACUAGUACGUCUGGAGUUGUCUUGUGGCCAUUUCCUGAAUGAAACAUGCCUGGAGGUCAUUACUGAAAUGUGUCCAAAUCUUCAGGAAUUAAAUCUCUCAUCAUGUGAUAAAAUACCACCUCAGGCUUUCAACCACAUAGCCAAAGUGGGCAGCCUAAAGCGUCUCAUUCUCUACCGAACAAAAGUGGAGCAAACAGCCCUGCUCAGUAUUCUGAACUUCUGCUCGGAGCUGCAGCACCUCAGCCUGGGCAGCUGCGUCAUGAUUGAAGACUAUGAUCUUAUAGCAAGCAUGAUGGGAGCAAAAUGCAAAAAGCUUCGCAGUCUGGAUUUGUGGAGAUGUAAAAACAUAACUGAAAGCGGAAUAGCAGAAUUGGCUUCAGGCUGCCAGCUUUUGGAAGAACUUGAUCUUGGCUGGUGCCCUACGCUACAGAGCAGUACAGGCUGUUUCACAAACCUUGCACGUAAACUCCCAAACUUGCAAAAGCUCUUUCUUACGGCCAACAGGUCUGUGUGUGACACAGACAUUGAGGAGCUUGCUGCUAACUGUACGCAUUUGCGGCAGCUGGAUAUAUUGGGGACGAGGAUGGUAAGCCCUGCAUCUUUAAGAAAAUUGCUGGAGUCUUGUAAAGAUCUUUCUUUACUCGAUGUGUCCUUCUGUUCACAGAUUGAUAAUAGAGUUGUCCUAGAACUGAAUGCCAACUUUCCUAAUGUGUUCAUAAAAAAGAGUUUCACCCAGUGACUCACUACAUAUGCUGCUGUGGAAUUCGUUUGACAGAGUUGUUUCCUGUGAAUUUGUGCUGACUUUUUUACAGAAGAAUAUAAAUCCCCUAUGAAAUAGUGGAAAGUAUUAACUAUCUACACAAAUGGGUAACAUACAUUUAAAUAUAUUGCGCAUUUCUUAAAGAGUUGAUAUCUACCUAAGAAUUGGUUUACUCUGUUAAUUGGUGGCACUGCAUGUUUUUAAAUAGCGGCCAUAUGUGUGGCUUUAAUGAGAAGAAAAUGAGUAACGCCGUCUUAAAUGGCCCUUCAUAGGGUGUUACAUACAACAAACUGUUUUAAUGUCUAGGUGAAAGCAGAAGUUCAAUAUCUAGCAGUAAGGAAAAGAUGGGUGCUUCCUUUUUAUGUAUAUGUGUUUGUGUGUGUAUAUAUAAAUGUAUACAGAUGUAUUUGUAUAUACAUACACAGAUACUGUAGCAUUCUGGUUUGGCCUGCAGCAUAAGCUGUUAUGAUCUGGCCUGUAAUUAGUUGUUUGAAAACCUGUUCAAGCCUGCAUAAGAAUGGAUUGAAAAGACACUUUGUCGUCUUCAUUUUUCUGUCAGUGAGUUCUAUCUGAUACAUUUUUCUCCCUUCCUCCACCUGAAAUAAAUGUAGUGAUGUUUUACAGUCCAGCCUAAGUGACACAACAGAUAAAUGCAAGAACCCUCCACCUGAAUUUAGAGCAGAAACGAAAGAGAAAAUUGCCUGCUGCUUUCUUGGUAUUGGAUAUAAGGUUUGAGCCAGAUACUUGGUGGCAUAACUGGUAACACGUCGAAAACUCCAGAGCAGUUUUCAAAUUUCUGUCAUGGUCAAGACUUGAUUUGUGAUACACCUGGUUAUCACACAGAGUACCAUAAAAACUAGAGCUUAGGGUAAUGCAGCAGCGACUGUACCUUACACUGGCAUCAAAUCUACUGUCAGGUGUAAAAGCAAACAUCAUUGUUCAGUAAAACAGCAAUGAAAAUAUAGUGGGUUUAAAACAAGGGCAAUAUGAUUUGGUGAUUUAACAGUCACCAAACCUCAGUGUUGGAUUGGGUUGGGGUUUUUUUUUUGUUUUUCCAAGAGGUGACUGCUCACAGUACUAUUGCACUCUCUCUCUCUAACACUGUUUAGCCUUUGGAGAAGGAAAACUGUUGAUGGACAGAUUCUAGAGGUUUCUUCCUUUUGCAUUUCCUUAGAUGAAGUUUUUCUUUUUUUUUUUUUUUUUUUUCUUGAAUACCACUGCUAGAGCAUGUUGCUAUGUACAGCUUGAGUUUAGAAUGUUACCUUUUUAGCCAUUGUUGAUGCAUACAGACCAUGAAAUACAGCCUGCCAUUUGGUAUUGGUUCCACUGUUCUUGUACUGAUGGCACUUACUACCUACUGGAAUAAGAAGAAAAAUACUUUGUCUGGCAGAAGUACAUUAUUGCACUGAAGAUCACUGGCAAAGAAAACGUCAGUUUAUGCAGUAAAUAACCGACCGCUACUGGAGGACUGCUACGAAUCAUUAAAGAUUUGACAAUCUCUGUGACUCCUGAAUGAACGCUUUGAACUCUCUGUGCUGGUGCCAAUACUUUAUAAACCAUGUCAUGAAACAGCUACAGAACAUUUAUCUGAUUUUAUAGAAAGACCUCUUACUUCAGAUUUUUAAAUUUUACAGAAUCUUUUGGGAAUUCCAGAUCCAAAGAAGGGUAUGCACAGUUGGCUUUUUAUUUUUUUUUUUUCCUCCACACAGAUGGCACUAUGGGAUUUCCAAUUAGAUUAUGCCAUUCCAUUUUAUUUUUUAAUUAUUUUUUUCCUCCAGAAAACUGGACAAUCUUUAGAUCGAUUUACUUUAUUUUUCCACACUGACAGAUGUCAGCUAUGGUGUGAUUCGGUAUGAGACCUCAUUUCUUUCAGUCAGGUUUGGGUUGAUUUAUUUUUCUGGGAACUUUUAAGUUUUUUUUAAUCUACAAGUAGAAUUUUUUUCAUUGUAGUUAAGUGUUAAACAUUAUUGUUCUAGUUGCAGGAGAACACAGGUUCAGAUAAUGAGAGUUUACAAAGAACAGUAUUUCAAAACAAAUGUUUUUGUUGUAAAAUUUCACUUCUCAGGGUUCAUCUGUAUUUAUCUCCUUUUUUCCCUUAGAGAUCCUUCUUGUUUGUUUUUCACUGUAAAUAGAAUGGGAUGUGGAUGAAGUGAUAGCCAUUGUGCCUUCAAACUGGUAAACUCCGUAAAAAAUACAGUUUCACUUCUACAGCAUCAGUGAAUCACAUAAGUGUUUUUGUAAUCACGUGUGUGUAAAGGAUUUAAUUCUCUGUUGCUUUUUUGGUAGUAUAAAGAAGGUUUAACUUGAUGCUUUGUUCAUACUAAAGGAUUUUUUUUUCCUUACGUUGUGCCUUCUGCUUCAAAAUGUUUUUGUCAGGAAUUCUCUGUUGUCACUUGAAAGAUAAAUUGAAGUCUGCUUUUUAUUUGGACGAUUUAAAACUUUGGUAUUGCUAACACAAUUAAUUCAAAUAGCGGAGAGAGAAUUGGGAAAGACUUCCAUCUAUAGUUGUAAACUUUAACUUUCAAUCAACGGGUAAGAAGCUCUUUUAGCUAUGGCUUUAUGCGUCCAAGAAGUCUUCCAGUAAAGAGAGGAUAGACCAGACUUGACAUUUAUGAUAUUUCUAGAAUAAAGAAAACAACAUGCUUUUAGACCUUCCUUAUACUUCAUGAAGAAGCAAGAAUAGGUCACUGUUUUUUUUUAGUUCUGCUAUUUGAUACUUAUGUGUGUCUAUCUAUUUAUACAUAGGGAUGUAUAAAUUAUACAUAUGCACACAUAUGUUUGUGUAUAUAUGAAAAUUUUUUGUAUGUGUGUACAUACUUCUACAUAUAUGUAUAAAUCUCAAAGGUCUUCAUGUAGGAAUUACUUUUGUGAAGUGAAUGUAAUAGCAAAAGAUGUUUCAUAGCAGUUCUGUUUUCAACUGUUGUUUUACUGUACCUGGAGACGGAGUUGCUCUCCACCCGUGCAGCAGGAAAAGCCUGGGCAGGAGUUGUGCUGGAUUUCCUGUGUUGCUUUGCCAAAGUGCCUUCUGGUUUGUCUACACGUGCAAGGUAUUACAGGGUAUGGUAGAGUGUGAAUGCAAAGUCCGGUAACUACUGUGGACUGUCUCCUGGUGAAGCAGUCAUAUAGAGGGAAACUUACCCUAAUUUCAUUUAAUCCAAAAUGAAUGGUGGCAAUUCCUCAGUCGGAGGAAUUUAAUUAUUUUGGAAUUGGGUUGUCAUCUCCAACACUAAAUCGUCCCUCAGUUGUGUUAUCUAAAUUCUGCUUUUAAGGAUAUUCCAUUUUUUUUUUUAUCGUGUCCUUUCAUCUUGUCUGUCUUAAGCAAUGUAAAAGAUAUGCUUUGGCAACAGAUGUUAAAAAAGCAUUGCUGACAUGUCCAAAAAAAAAAAAAAAAAAGGCUUGCUCUGAAGUGCUCGUGUUCUUAAACUAAAUGGGGGCUUCUGUACUAUCUGUAUGAAGUUGGUGUGGGAUGGCAUAUAGGUAGAUACGUCAUUCUUCUGGUCGUUUUAAAAAUUACUAUGAUAAUUUUACCAUUUAAGUCAUCUUCCCAGCUCUUGAAGGCUUCAAUUCAAUAGUGUACUUAACUUGUAUUCAUAAUUCUGAGCUGUCUGGCUAGAUAGCUCCUUGGAAAUGUAUGGGGUUUCUGUUGUUUAAAUUAUGGACAUUAUUAAGUACAUGAGUGAGCAGGACUUAUAUGGAAGAACAGUUUUGCAUAGGAGCUUGGGACUUGUAAUCCCCAUGUACUUUUGGAGGUCCAAAUUUCAGACCAAAAAAAAACCCAAAAAGAUUAAAAAAAAAAAAAAGACGACCCUUGUAUUUACUGCCUGAUUCUUUCCCUGGAGCUCUCAGCUCUCAUGCCAGCGUUUCCACGUACAAGACAUCCAGCAGUUGUGGUAGACAGUGGGCAGAAUUCACCUCACUGAAUGUUAGCUCUCAGAGUUAGGCAUCUAGUUUAAGGCAGGAAUCUGGGCACCUCUAGAGAGCAAUUAAUCUCCCGCUAAGAUAGAUGUUUAAGGAAAGUGGAAUGAGUCAUAUUUUGGAGGGCCUCUCUGGAGGCUGUGGAAGCAGCAGUUUAGCUCAGGUCAGAUACUUGGAUUUAGAACACUAAACUGAGAUUAAUUCCAUCCAGCGCUGUACUACCUGGCUUGGGAUAGCAAACGACGAGACUGGAACAACAUUCAUCCCCAAACCUCAAAACCCUCCAAAAAUCCAUCCACAAAGAAGCAAAUUAAAGAGGUGCUGACAACUUGAAAAGUCAGUGUUUUAAAUGCCGGGAUCUACUUCUGCCCCCGAGUGCCAUGCCAGUGGCCAAUGCCUGUGGUAUGUGCUUUUUGGUUGGUUGGUUGGUUUUAGUGGAAAUGCAUCCCCUUUCCCUGCUCUGAAAUCUCAUGUACCUAACUGGCUGUAUGUAUAGUUCUGUAAAUGCAUGAAAUUAAUGGGCAAAUGUAAUUAAUGUACUGCAGCUAUUUUGAUAAUCUUUCAUAUUGCUAUAAUUAAGACUAUGACUAGUUUAACUGCUCUCCUGUCAUCAGAAAUGUCACCCACUGUGCAUUUGCAAAAAUUGUGUGUUUAGUCCUCGUUCUUACUGUGUAUACUUACUGCAUCUGAUGGGAUAUGUUUCCCACAUCACAUCUGCAGGACUACUAAAUUCACAAAAGCUAGAUAAAAUGUAGCAUUUUAUUAUAUGGAGUACGGGGGUGACUUUCUAUAUUGAUUUACAUAUUCAUUAUUACUCAUUUGCAAUGAUUCCGUAAGUUGUAGCUUUUGAAAUUACUAGGCUAGAAAUUCUUGGUUUAAUGCAUCUGUUACAUGCCGUGUUAGACACAGGCAACGUUUUUCCCAAAUGAAGGCAUUUAUCCUUCACUGAAAUGAUGAUUUUUGUGGUCUUAGAUUUCUGACUUGAAAAUGAAAUCCAAUAAGGGCUCUUUAUUAAAUAUUACCAGGCAUGGGACAGGUUGGUAUAACUGACAUCAGGAAGGGCUGAGGCAUGAGUCUUGUGUGUUACAGUUCCUCACGAUCUUCAGAGAAGGGCCUCAGCAAGAUGUGGCUCUUUUUUAAAACAAUUCAGCCUCAGUAUUAGCAGGCAGUGGUGAGAUUUUCCUUUUUAGCAAAUGGACUACGCACUGUUAUUCUGAGUUAUGUAGCUCUAGUCUCUCCCUGUCUUGUUUUCAUUUAAGAAUGAGAAAUGGCACAGUUAGGGCAGGCGUCCUAAAUUGGAGGGGAUCCUUUGUGAGGAAUGAGGUUUUUCUCUUGCAUGUUUUGUUUCCCUUUUCUAAAAACAAAUAAAUAAUAAUUAAAAAAAACUCAACUAUUUGAAAGCUCUUUUUUUUUUUUUUCUUGGAUACUGAAGAAAUGCAAAUGUAAAGAAAGUUGAGAAAAGAAACAAAGGGGAUUUAUCCAGAUUUAUCUGGAAAUUCAUAAAAGGUUGUACAGAGCUAUUUAUAGAUGUGAGGAAAGUGAGUGCACUGUUCUAGAUCAGCUGUUACCUUUCCCAGAAAUUGUUUCCCAUAUAAUUUCACAUGCUCAUACUUACAAGUCAAGAUUUAGCAUUUAGAUGCUCUUAAUCUUGACCUUUCAUAGACGUGCUUGUGCAGUAAUUCCUGCUGUCUCUUUGUUUAAUUUUUGUGAACUACAUAAAAAUAUUUUUUUCUUCACCUACCGCUGCCCAGCUGCGUUUUUUGUUAACCUCGGAAAUGGUUUUCUGCACGCACACACAGAUGCAUGUAAGACUUCAUUGCUUGGGAUUUUUGCAAUUGGUCCUUUUUUGAGGACAAAUAAACUUCAGGUUUGGGGUUAAAAUGGUAAAGAGAAGGCUCUCUGGAGAAGAGAAGGCUCAGGGGAAAUCUUACCAAUGUAUUUAGGAAUAGCUGAUGGAGGCGGGGAAGGAGGAAGAGGGAGCCCGGUUCUUCUCGGUGUUGCCCCUGGACAGGACAAGGAGCAGGGGUCACAAACUGAGACACGGGAGACUCCAUCUGAACACAGGAUGACACGCUUUACGGUAAGGGUGACCGAGCCCCGGCACAGGUUGCCCACAGAGACUGUGGAGUCUUGGUCCUUGGAGGCCUCAAAAGCCACCUGGACACGGCCCUGGGCAACUGGCUCUAGGUGGCCCUGCCUGAGCAACGGAGGGCUGGACUAGCUGACCUCCAGAGGUCCCUCCCAACCUCAACCAUGCUGUGGAUUCCCAUCUUUUGUGCAUUUAUUUACUGUUCUACCACUGUCAAGAGCUGUCGGGUAAUUACACUCCUCUGCUCACCGUCAGGAGUUGGGUUCUCCCUGUCAGUCCUUGGUCUCUUUAGAUUUAUUUUCUUCGGGGCGGUGCCACAGAUCUCUGCACAUAUACACUGUUCUGAAACUAAUAGAGGCAAAUUAAAAAUAGCUGGUUUGGUUGUGAUUUGGAAGCUAAUAACUAGUCUAUGCUUCGAGUUAUUUUGGAAUAGUUACUGAAAGUGAAUUAAAAUAAGUAGGGAUUGGUGUGUUCUUGGGGAGACCUUGCACUUUCUGAUUUAACUUUCACAUACAGACAAGUCCUCAUUACCAGCUGUCCCUUGAGCCGUGUUGGUGAAAUGGAUGUGAGGGUCUCAUUCUGGUGAAAUCUCAUUUCUGACGGUCUCAGUCCUUCCUAGUGAGCGUAAAGACACAACAGCUCUUUAGCAUCUUGUGGCAUUUUGCAUUCACCUCCUUACCAGGCCGACAGUGGAGUUGGGGUGUGUCAAGUCUGGACUCAUCUCUGCAACUGAGGUGCAUGAAUUCCCCGAGGAAGUUUCCUGCUCAGAUUUAUUCCUACGUGCAGGUGAGAAGGAAUGGCAUCCCCAGGCCUUCAGAUUUAAAUACCUGAACCCAGCACCUGGACUCAUUUAAAAAUAAUAGGCCUCUCCCUGCCCUCCACAGCCCCCCCCCCCCGCGCCAACCAGCAUCAAAAUAUUUGCACUGUAUUGAUGUUUUAAUGACGUGCUCCAUUUUCUGCUGCAACAAUAGGAGUUUGGGUAGUGUUGCGACAAACUACUGCGUUACCUUUUAAAGGGACUAAUUUCUGUAAAAGGUGGAAGAGCAGCAAUAGAGGGAACAGUUCCAGACACUAUCUGUAAAUAGCUAUGCUAUGCAUGCUAUGCCAGUAAGCACCAGAAGUGAGUUAUGCCUUUUUUAAUAACAAGUCGAGAAGGACAAAAGGGAUAAUUGCCUCUAAGCACAUUUUCUAUAGCCGGAAGAUAUUUCUAUCAUCUGAUUUUAAAUGUCUAGGGUAGGUACUAAAGUUAGGAAACUAGUCUCCUAGGGUCCCUUCGUGCUGGGUAGAUGGGUUCUUCCACAGGGUAAUUCAGAUCGGGAGAUCAAUCUUAAACUGAGGUCUUGAACUGACCUCUAGAGAAGCUGAGGUCCAUAUAGACCAUAUAAAACUUCUGUUGGAAGCUAGCUUCCUGCACUGCGCGUGCUCUCCUAGUGCGUGUGGAUUCAGAGUAGGAGGUUGCUUACCCCUGGGUGCUCCCUGCUAGCCCCCAACUUUCUCUUGCUUCCACCAAAGGCCACCACUUGCGUUGCUGUCUUGGUUGAACUGUAUCUGAUUGCUCCCUACAAAAUAUCUUGACUAAAACGAGGAAACCUUUUGUUUUCUAGUAGUUGAGUGUUUGAAGUUUGGUUUUUGUUGUUUUGUUUGUUUGUUGUGGGUUUUUUUUACCCUCCCAAGUAGGGUAUUAAAUCCAGCAGAAGGAAGAGGGCAUUUAACUUCGGUGAAAAGAACCACAAGCAGCAGGUGGGAGCAUGCUGGUUGUGCAAAUGUUUUAAUUGAAAUUAGCAUAAAUGAGGAUAGCCAGUCUUGAUUGUGUUCCAGGGCUCCUUAACUUUUAGAGAGUUCAUCUCGGUAAACGUGUCGCAAAGAUGUCCAAAGCGAGGUGGUUUGUUUUCGCCUCAUAAUGGUGGUUCAAGCGCUAAACUAUAGAAUGCUACUCCAAACACAGGAGAACGUGCAAGUCCUAGCUGGCUUCAGUAAAUUUCCUAAGGUCCUUUGGAAAACAGACGCUGGAAGUUUUAGAUUAGAAAGGCUCAUAAGAGCGUAUUUAAAGCAUGGUGAAGGCAGUGAUUAACAAAACCAAAAGCGGGAGGUGGGGGCAGCAGUUCGUGGAUGUGUUUUUCAGGACUGUUUCCUGAUGUUAAGCUACAUGGGCCCAUGAAACUAACAUCCACUGCUUUGCACUGCCGCAGUCCUAAAUAUGGACAGUAUUCCAAGAGCUGUGUCUGUGCGUGCAACCUUAGAUCCCGAAUCUGUUCUCUGUGCAGUCAUUCAGUAAGUCAUACACAUUCUCCAUUAGCCCCAUUUUUUGUUUUGUGCUCCUCUUAGUGUACUAACAGUGUUUACCUUAGCAUCUUCCAUAUAUUUAUUUUUAAUAUUCCCCUCUGAGGCUUGUGCAUUUUUUUUUUUAUAUACUUAUGUAGUACUUGAUUACAUUUCAAAAUUACCUUUUCUCCCCCUCUUGGUUUUCUGCUUGACCAGUAGUAAACGGGACACACUUUAUUAGCGUAUUACUUCAGUUCAGAUUUGACUACUGCAUCUUCUCUGUCUGUGUAAACCCAAAGGUCUCUGUGCAUAUGCAGACACAGUUCAGGCACGAAUAUCUGGCUCUUCCUUGCUUGAAUACCUUUGACUCGCACCACUUAAUAUGUUUUCAUGGUAUAUGGUAAGGGUUUACUCAAACACACACAAAACGGACGCGUUAGCCCUAUAUUUAUAAACAAUUGAAUUUAUUAUGGAGAAAUCAUUUAAUGCCUUAUCUUGCUAACUCAAAGAUAGUUUCUUUUUAUCUUAAAAAGUUAAUUACAUAUUUACAUACCAAUUAUUUCUAUUUAGUAAAUGAAUCCUGGUUUAUUCUGACACACUGGAUCAUUUAAAAUGUCAUAAUACUGUGUUGUACAGUUUUAUUCUGUUACUGCCAGUAUAAAGAAGUUGAAAUUAAUGUCCUGAGUUGUCAGUGUCUGCUAUUUCAGAGAUGACAGAAAUGUGUUAAAUAUAUUCAACCUAUAAUAUUUAUCUCGCUUUGUACUUAAUUUGUUUCCCUUUGACUGUGUUGCAAAAUACCAAGCGUACAUAAAAUAAUGAAUAAAUAAAACAAAAAUAAAUUAUUUGUCUACAUUCAUUGAC